Molecule: messenger RNA, 1122 nt
Organism: Alnus glutinosa
Lineage: Eukaryota; Viridiplantae; Streptophyta; Magnoliopsida; Fagales; Betulaceae
Exons: 1
Coding region: 83-847 (254 amino acids)
Source: RefSeq, a predicted model, not a curated record
CUCUUCCUGGGGCAAAAUAAAUAGAGGCUCCUCCAGCCCUCACAAAUUAAGCACAUCUCUCAGCCAACAACCUUAAACAUCCAUGGAAAACGAUCAAGAUAGCCCAAAAUCUUCUGGGGUGUGUUGUGAGAAAAUCCACCAUGCAUUUUCUUUCCAUCCAAACAACAACAACACAAAAAUUCGUCGUGUCUCCCAUAGCCAAGAAGAUCCAAGACCCAGACCUGCAGCUUCACUGCCACUGCAUAAUCAUGUGGGAAAACCAGCUGAUCAUGUCCAAACCAAACAUCCCAAUUCUCCAAAAGUUGACAAAUUCCUUGGAGCAGAUCACCAGAUUCCCAUCAAGUUUGACUACUCAAGCCCAAAAGUUGCUUCAGAAGUUGGGGAGAAACAACGUCAUGUUGUGAAGGUGGUGGAGCCGCAUGUUCAGAAAGAAGCUGGUAAGCAGCCUUCACAAGAUAUCAAUGACACAUUUUCUGACUACAUCAAACGUGCCAAGAUGAAGAUCAGAACUGUGUCGAAUGCUGGCGGUGGGAAGAAUAUUGCCUCUCAACAGGAUGAUAUUGCUCGUGAUCAUCAUCAUGAUACAAAGCAAAGGGAUACUUCUAACGAUCAGUUUUCAGAGUAUAUCAAUCGUGCAAAGAUGAAGAUCAGAGCUGUGUCGAAUGCUGGCGGUGGGAAGAAGAAUGCCUCUCCACAAGAUGAUGCUCAUGAUGAUCAUGACACAAAGAAAAAGGACACUUCUUCGGAUCAUUUUUCAGAAUUUAUCAACCGUGCUAAGAUGAAGAUCAGAAGUGUGUCAAAUGCUGGCCAUGGCGGUGGAAAGAAUAUGUCCUUCAAACGAGAGUAGGAGACUUCAAAAUAAACAGGGGAGCCUCUGCCUCUGCCUCUGCCUCUACAACAACUACUUCAUGGCUUCCUCUGUUUCCCAUGCAAAAUAUUAUUGGGAGUUGGAAAAUAUCAAAUGCUUGUGCUAAAUAAUCUGGUUUGGUUUUUCCUGUUUGUUAUAUAUAUAUAUAUGCCUUAUUUGAUUGCUUGAUUUGUACUAAAUCCUUGUAAGUUUGUUCCAUACUAAUUGGCCACUACCCAAAUAUUAUAAUAAAUGAUAUUUUAUAUUUUAUUGGA